GCGCAACGCACGUGACGGUUUGUCACAGAGAAACACACACGCACGAGGAAGAAGAAGAGGCCGAAAGCGGAAGAGACGUGGCAGAUAAACAGAGAGAAAGCAGCUGAAGUUAGCUCAUGACAGCUCCGGGAGCCGCCUCACGUGUGAAUUAAGUCCACGGGAGCUUCAAUGACAGCCGCGCUACAUCACCUGAAACCAACGGGACUCGACUGAAGUCUGUGUGACAGCCGGCUAUGGGUCUCUGUAAGUGUCCGAAGAGAAAGGUCACCAAUUUAUUCUGCUUCGAACAUCGCGUGAACGUGUGUGAGCAUUGCCUCGUCUCCAACCACAACAAGUGUAUCGUGCAGUCGUACCUGCAAUGGCUUCAGGACAGCGAUUACAACCCCAACUGUACUCUGUGUAAUACUCCACUGACUGCCCAAGACACCGUCAGACUGGUCUGCUAUGAUGUGUUUCACUGGUCCUGUCUUAAUAACUUGGCGUCACGGCUGCCCCUCCAUACUGCUCCAGCGGGGUACCAGUGUCCUACCUGUCAGAGUCCGGUGUUCCCGCCUUCCAACCUGGCCAGCCCGAUUGCUGAUGUGCUGAAAGAACAGCUGUCAUCUGUUAACUGGGCGAGAGCUGGUUUGGGGCUGCCGCUGAUUGAAGAGCCAAUCGGGGUCCUCGAGGAGACAACAGCUAAUGACGUCACUGAUUAUACCGACUGGUCAACGUUUGAUGCACAAGAGCAAAGUAACAUUUACCCCAGCCACUCUUACAACACCAGCCUCAACCAACCACCAAACUCUGUCCCGUCUCCAGCACAAGAAGACCUCGGAGGUCUUCGUAAAAAUGGGGAUCCAAAUCCGCAGGGGGAAACUGUGGUCAACUUUACUACUGCCAGUACCCGUGACACAAUUACAUUACACGCAGCAUCAUCACCGAGAAAGAUCUACGACACUCGGGACGUCGGUCACAGCUCCGUCACACAGAUCGACUUUGAUGACGACAAGUACCGGCGACGACCAGCGUUAAGUUGGUUUGCUCAGAUUCUGAAAAACCGCACAGGUGGAAAGCGGACAGCUUUUUCCUGGAAGCAGCGAGUCUUCAUGCUUCUUCUGGUCGGAGUUCUGGGAUUCUUUACGUUGAUAAUCAUCAUGGCUAAACUCGGACGUGCCUCUGCUGGCUCAGACCCAAAUCUAGAUCCUCUUCUUAACCCCAACAUCCGUGUGGGGAAAAACUGAUAACAAGCAUUGAUUUCUUCUUUUCAUUCUGUGUUACACAAUAUAAGUCUGUGUAGACCGAUCUGAAAUGGGACUGUCCACUUCAUUGGUUAGCCCAACAGAGGGAGCCAUUUACCCAAAAUGAAUGUGGGGGGGAAAAGAGAAAGAGUUGCUGCACCUCUUUUAGAACGGAGGCUCCGUUCAUAUUACAACAACAUGUAAGGGCCAAUAAAAAAAUUAUCUCACAACAUUCAGGAACAUUCCUGUGAUCCAACAAAACAACCUGCAAACUCCAAAGCCCUGAUGCGUAUAGACGAAGGAUGCUGUAACUGAUUUGAAAAGCUAAAUGAUGAAGGGGAGUGGUAUUUAUAUUUACGGUUCCAUCUAACAUUUGAGUUUCCUUUUUUUUAAACUUCAGUUGAAACUAAACACUGUCGAUGUUGAAAGAACAUCUUAUUGCUGGCAGAAAAGUCAGAGCGUGUAUAAACGGCACAGAAACGUUUAUAAACCGGUUCUACUUGCUUUGUGCGUUUCUCCUUUGAGAGAAGAACUGGAAUCAAAUUUACUCCACACAUAAUUAAUUAAUUACAUAAGUAUUUAUGGGUGUAUGAAUUACUUCUAAAACUGAGUGCAUUGCUUUUAGAUUUGCCGCACAGACUGUAUGUACAUUUUCCUGAUGUUUUUUUUGACUGUCUAUUAAACGGGAAUACUACAGAAUUUCAGUAUUAUGUUCUUUUAAAGUCCAUAAAUCACGACCAUUACCUACUGAUGUAUAGGAGAUGUCAGCUAAGUUGUUCAGCUUCAAUGAGAAUGAAUAAUGUCUUAAAACAUCCUAAAUUUAUAUAUGAAUAUUGCUCAUUUGAGCGACAAAUAUGCUGUUAUUCCAUUGCCCACUUUGCAUGAAGCUGUAAGCAGCAUAUUGAUGCGUUCGCAGACCAGCGAUGUGAGUAAAUGAGAUCCCGCACAAUAGAUGCAGUACACGGCUCUCUGUGUACAGCUCUGUAAAUCGCUGCACUCCUUUUCUAUACAAUAUUUGCACUACAGUGACAACAUUUAUGAAUAAUUAAUUCAAAUCCGAGAAGCUGAGCUGUUACUGUACGCACUCUCUCUUCUUUCAGUUUCUCACUGUAACAAGACACCACGAACAUGUCUGUCUCUAAUAAAGCAACUUGACUUUCAAA
Molecule: messenger RNA, 2383 nt
Organism: Larimichthys crocea (large yellow croaker)
Lineage: Eukaryota; Metazoa; Chordata; Actinopteri; Sciaenidae
Gene: zfpl1
Product: zinc finger protein-like 1
Exons: 8
Coding region: 234-1223 (329 amino acids)
Cellular component (GO): Golgi apparatus
Source: RefSeq, a predicted model, not a curated record